This is a messenger RNA of Cryptomeria japonica (Japanese cedar), 1866 nucleotides long. RefSeq names its product receptor-like protein 35. The record is from RefSeq and is a predicted model, not a curated record. NCBI's taxonomy places the organism in Eukaryota, Viridiplantae, Streptophyta, Pinopsida, Cupressales, Cupressaceae. Gene Ontology annotation, molecular function: protein binding. The transcript has 2 exons. Bases 54 to 1850 code for a protein of 598 amino acids.
GAUUUGCAAAGUGACCUACUCAUUCUGUUGUGUCAUUUUGAAAGCCAAUAAAAAUGGCUUUGGGCAUUUGGGUAUGGUUCUUACUGCUACCAUUUAUUAUUUGCUGCUCUGCGUGUUUACAAGAGGAACGAAGCUCUCUUUUGGAUUUCAAACAAGGCAUCAACAUCACUUAUUACAGAGGAUUCCAGUUGCCAUUGGAAUCGUGGAGAGGGUUGAACUGCUGCAGUUGGGAAGGAGUGGGCUGCCACCCACACACUGCCCAUCUCAUCACCUUGGAUCUCAGUUACUCUCUCAUUCAAUGGAGUGAAGUUCGAGGGGGGCUAUUCCAACUCCUACAUUUGGAGCACUUGGACCUCUCUUGGAAUUACUUCACCUCUCUUUCCAUUCCUCCACAAGUUGGAGAAUUAAGGAGAUUGAAGUAUCUGGGCUUGUAUGAGUGUGAAUUUAUUGGCCAAAUUCCAAGGGAGUUGACAAAAUUGCAGCAAUUGGAGCAGUUGGACCUCAGUUACAAUCAUCUCCAUGGUGCCAUCUCAAGGGAGAUGUGUAACAUGUCCACCAUGAAAUUCCUUGCCCUCUCCUGGAAUGAUGAUUUAAUCUCAGUAUGGCACAAGAUACUUGGUUGGAAGGAUACUUGGCUUCUCUCACCAAUCUCAGCUUCUCUCACCAAUCUCACCGCACUUUACAUGAGCAAUUGUGGGCUUUCAGGAGAAAUUCCUCCCUUCUUUGCAAAUCUCUCACGGCUUCAACAGUUGAGUCUUUCGCGAAAUUCAUUCAGAGGUAAGAUUCCUACCUAUCUUGGAGCUCUUCCUCUGUCAGCUCUUGAUCUCUCUGCGAACAAUUUGGAAGGUUUUAUUCCAUCCUCUUUGACUCACCUCUCCAAUCUGGAGUAUCUUUAUCUGAGUUCAAACAAAUUAAAUGGCAGCAUUCCGUCAACUCUAGGCAAUCUCUCAGCCCUGUAUAAACUUGAAUUGCACAAUAACUCCUUAAGUGGUCCAAUCCCAACUUCCUUUGGGAAGCUAUCCAAGCUUACGUUGCUUGAUCUAGCCAAAAAUAGAUUAAUUGGAACUUUCUCAUUUUUUAUUUUAAAUAAUUGUCCCAAACUUUCUUAUGUGGAUCUCUCAAGUAAUAUGUUGACUAUAACAUUCAAUGCGUCUAUCAUCCCCAAAUUUCAGCUGAAUAGCUUAGCUUUACAUGAAUGCAAUAUUAGAGGAACCUUUCCUGGAUUUAUUUCAACUCAAUAUUCUAUUCAAUAUUUAGAUUUGUCAAACAAUUUUCUUAGCGGUUUUAUUUCAAAUUGGCUUUGGGGAUUUACAUAUAUUGAGUACAUAGAUCUCUCAAAUAAUUUAUUUGAUGGAUCGAUUUCAAAAUCAAUUAACAAAUAUACACAACAUCUUCAAUUUCUUUCAUUAGCCAAAAAUAAUCUUAGCGGUUCUAUUCCAAAUUCUGUUUUUAAAUUGAAGAGUUUGAAUAUUUUAGAUUUGUCAAAUAAUAAAUUUAGUGGUAAGAUUCCCCAAUGUUUGAAGAAUUGCUCCAUGUUGUCUGUCUUAAAUCUAGAGAGGAAUAACUUAGAAGGGAUGAUACCAAGUAUAUGUGAGAGAAUGAAUUCUCUUGGGACAUUGAAAUUGGGAGACAAUGCACUUGAAGGAUAUGUUCCAUCAUCUCUUGGAAAAUCUAGAAAUCUACACAUCCUUGAUCUUAGAAACAAUAAUUUGCUAGGGAACAUCUCAGAUUGGGUUAAAUCCUUGCACAAUCUCCAAAUUUUGAUUUUACAAAAUAAUAAUUUUAAGGGUACAAUCCCAUUACAAUUAACAAAAUUGCAAAAUCUUCAAAUUUUGGAUUUCAAAAAAUAAAUUUUCAGGGAUCAUU